This is a messenger RNA of Schistosoma mattheei, 5052 nucleotides long. NCBI's taxonomy places the organism in Eukaryota, Metazoa, Platyhelminthes, Trematoda, Strigeidida, Schistosomatidae. The record is from the annotation of a GenBank genome assembly.
AGGCGAACCAGGCAUACUUUUCAAAACAUGUUCCCGCUUAGUAAAAUUAAAUUUGAAAACUAUUAUGGAAGAGGAAGAUGAUUGGAGACAGUGUGCUGAAUGGUUAAAUAGAUGUCAAGUUAUCCCGGAUGAUCAUCCGGCUCUGGGGCCAGAUGGUAAUGCGAUUCACUUGGUUCAGGCCUAAUGGACGGAGUUGCUUUAUGCCAUCUUUUAAGUACAUUAUCAAACCAUGAGUUGGAUAUAAGGUCGAUGAAAGAUUUUAGCCAUAUGCCACAAAAUUCUCAGUUUUUAUGUUUUCAAAAUCUUCGACUAUUUACACAGUUAUGUGAAAAAGAAUUUGAUAUUCCCAGGAAUUUGCUAUUUCAACCUGGUGAUAUUUAUCAUGCUAAAAAUUUUGGGAAAGCGAUUGCAACUUUAUCAAAAUUAUCAUACUCAAGGAGGGCACAGUUAACUGGAAUACCUGGUUUUCCACCAGAAAAUUCAAAGCUACAAUCAACUCAUGAAUAUUAUAAUAAUCUUGAGGAAAUCGCUGCUGCAAUGAAUAAACUACCUGACUCUGGAAAACCAAAUUAUACUCAAAUGGAAGAGGAAAAUAAAGAAAAACUGUACGAUACAGUGGUGUAUCAAGGUUCAAAAUCUCGUCUAAAUUUGGACUCUGAACCAACAACAGCACGAGCGUAUUGUAUUCGCGAAAUAGUGGAUACAGAAAAAAAUUACGUAGAUGUGUUGAAAAUGUUAAUUGAGAAGUACAAGCAUCCGCUUAUUGGAGUUCUUUCGCACAACGAAAUUGAAGAGAUUUUCAAAUACAUUGAGGAAUUACAUACUAUUCAUAGAGAGUUUUUAAGUAAUCUGAGUUUGGCAACUAGUGCAACUGUGAAUUUCCUUAGUUUAAGUGAUGUUUUUCUUAAAAGUCGAGAUAAUCUUCUCAUAUAUGGAGAAUAUUGUGGUCAUUUACAACAUGCUCAAAAUUUAGUUUAUGAAAUUAUGCGAAAUGAUGUAGAAAAACGUAACAAAAUAGAAUUAUGUCAGUCAAAUUCAGAGAAAUACAAUAAAUUCGCUUUGGCUGAAUUACUUACAAUACCAAUCCAACGCGUUUUGAAAUAUCAUCUUCUGUUAGAGCAUCUAUGUAAGCUCACUCCAGCUGAUCACUAUGAUCGUCCUGAUCUAACUGUAGCUCACGAAGCUAUGCGUGAAGUUGCAUUAUCUAUCAACGAUGUUAAACGAGAUCUUGACACGAUUAGCUCGAUUGAUCAAAUUCAAUCCAGUUUACUUGAAAUAAUGCUGCCUCCAGAUAAAAGGUUAUCAAGUUAUGGGCACUUGCAUAUGGAUGGAGAAGUGAAAGUUCUUUCUGAAUCAGAAAGCAAAGCGAAAACUAGAUAUUUAUUUUUAUUCGAUAAAAUAUUGAUUGUAUGCAAACCGAAGGGUGAUAGUUUUACAUUUAUGUUCGCUUAUCAUGUUGUAAAUGGCCAAUUCCAACGAGUUACUUUAUCAAAUAAAAAGGGAUAUUCCUAUGGAUUUACUUUACCAAUUUUGGGUGAUAGAGAUUCGCCAAAUCUUACUUUCUUUACAAAAUCCGAAGAAUUACGUACAGCUUGGAUGAAAGCUGUAAUGGCUGCAUUGUCUAAUCUUUGUCCACCUGGAGCGAAAGACCGAGGUUACAACUUUGAAAUGUUCACAUUUAAACAACCUACUUAUUGUUGUAUCUGUAAUAAAUUAAUCACAGGAAUGUUCUUUCAAGGUUAUCGUUGUCGAGAAACAAAUCGAGCUGCACAUAAAAGUUGUCUUGCCAAUCAUAAUCUUCCACUGCGUGGUAUGGCUAAUCCACAUAUUAAUGGAGUUCCUCCAAGUGCCCCACCUCCAUUACCUCCACAGAUCAAUACAGUACGUAGUCGACGUUCUCAUGUAACGAUGGGAAGUGUGCCAUGUACACCUGGAAACAACUCAUUAUCUAAUUCAGAAUCAUUUGACUUCUCACAGUUAACUGAUACAUUAUCUUCUGUGAACCACUGGCUUGCAACUGAUCAUAACAAUCUGUCGAAUGUCACUUUACAACGUAAUCGACGUAUAUCUUCAGGUUUACCUACAUCAAGUAUUCCUCCAGUGAAUCCAACUUUUGCUAUAGCACGAAAAGCAUAUGAUGGUGAUCCUCUCCCACCAUCAGGUAGUCAUCCUUUGAGAUUAUCAAUUGGAGAUCAAGUUGAAUUGAUCAAAUGGACUGAAGGCUCAUCAUGGUGGCAGGGUUACUGUGAUGGGUCUGAAGGUUGGUUCCCUGCUAAUCUCGUUGAAAUGGUGGUGAAUAAUAAAAUGAAUAAACCAAGCAGUACAAGAUUUUCUCAUCAAGUAUCUUCAUCGUCUAGUUCUGAUCGAACACCAGUUUUUAAUAAUAAUAAUUCUUCAGUUCAGAAACCUUUCUUUUCACCAAAUGAAACGUCUCCAUCCAAUUUACCUUUAUGUACAAUAGCAAAUAAAACUUUAAAUAACAGUCUAUCGCCUAUCGUCGGUAAUAAUUAUAAUAAUAUUCCUAGUCCUCCUUGCUCAUCAUUAACAUCUUUUAUCCCAGUGAAUAUGAAUAUAAAUAAUUCAUAUCCUCCAUUAAUGUUUCGACGUUUGAAAAAGCGUAGUUUAUCAGCUUUGGAAAUUCCCGAAUUAUCUCAGUGUAUUGAUUUAGUUCCAUCAGUAUUGUCAACUACACAAACUGCAACAGUUAGUGCAACAGUCACCUCGAGAUUUGAAAAUUUUCCAACAGAUCUAAUGGUGGACCAUUCACAUUACUUUCUGUCGACUUUUCCCUGGUAUGUUGGUGAAAUGGACAGACUUGAAGCUGUUAAUUUAUUAAGUAAUUGUAUCGACGGUACAUUUCUUGUACGUCUGUCUAAAAGUGCUGAAAGAAUGGGAGAAUAUUCACUAUCUGUUGUAUACGGCCAUCCACGGCAUAUUCGUAUACAGCGUUUUUCAUCAUCUGAUAAUUCCUGUAUUACAUAUGGUCUUUGUGAAUUAGAACAAUUCCCAAAUAUACCGUGCGUAAUUGACAACUACUCCAAAGUGUCGUUAAAUCGGUGCUUCGAUGAAGUUGAUAUCACAUUACUUUAUCCCUACCAGAGGUGUCCUUCAUCACCAUUGUUCUAUGUUCGUGCAAAUUUCGAUUUUCAUGAUACGUCUAAUAGUCGUUUCUUGAAUUUGAAAGGAGGUGAUCGAAUUGCUGUAGUUAGUCGUGCAGCUGAAGACAGAGGCUGGUGGAAGGGAUGGUUAAAUGGUCGUGUAAGUUUAUACGUUUCUUUUCACAUGUUAACAUUGUGAAACCCUUGUGUUAUAUUUUCACACGCAACUGAAUUAACGACCCAGUCUAUUUUCAAUAUUAGGUUUAACCAUUCAAUAUUUAGAAAUAUCGGUUAUUUUUCACCUCAUUUAAAAACGUUUCUAGUUAAUUUUCCUUUGGAUUUUCUAAGGAAUCGUUUACAUGUCAAAGUAUUCAUCAUUUUAAUAAUUCCUAAUAAAAUUAAAGUUUUAACGAGAAGUUUGUAUGACUAUCAGUGAUUCAGUGUUGUUCACAUUUUGUUCUGUUGCGUGAUCAUAUUAAAUUGUUUUGACUUACACUAACACUUCAAAUAUUUUCAUUAAUUAGUCUUCUACUUAUUUAUUUUCAAGUAGUCACGCUUCCCUACUAUGAAAUUACCAGUAAUUUUCUUUUGUAUAUAAUCGCUUUUCCUAAGAGUAAACAAAUUCUCUUUCAUACCUGUUUUGCAUUCGUCUCAAAACUUACAUUUUAAUAAUUCUCAUGCAAAUUAAUGUAAUAUAUAGAAUGGUUCAUAGUCUUACAGUAAUGAUCACUGUUAGGGUGAUCCGGAAAAUUCCUCGAAAACAAGCUCAAUAAACUUUAAAAACUCUGAGAAACAUCUUAUCCAGGUAGCAUUCAAUAGAAACUUUAUGAGAAACAUCUAGAAAGUGAAUUCACAUGUCGCGUUUCUGAUUGGAUGAUUACCUAUACUACUAUUAUGUUUAUUAGCGUUCCAGAAAUUUCUGGAAGUCCAAGGCCAUCUAAAAUGGUAUAAAUACCCUAGAUUUUCUGUACAUAGACGAACCUUGGAGUAAAGCAUUUCUUCCAUAUUUCACGCCUUCUCUCUUGUGUUCAUGUUGCUGCGUAGACUUAGCCUGGGGCUUACCGGAAGAACUGAGGAACCAAAGAUAUUUCGUCAAAUAGUUCUUUUCCAGUAAAGUAAUUCACCUUUAAUUUCUAUAUCUUCAUAAUCCUGUUAAAGGUUUUUUAUUAGAAAUGAUUAUGAGCUGUAGCUAUGGCUCGUAAUAGUUUAUUAAUAUUUUUGAAAAAUCAAACUACAUUGUUAGAAUAAAUCUAUUCAGUGAUUGUUUAAUUUCAUUUAACCUCUCUUAAUAUCAGUAAGUUUUUAUUGUUAAUUUAUAAAGUAGAACAUAAUAUGUUAUGCAAAAAAUAACUGUAUAAACUAUUCAACUCACUUCAUCAAUUCCAUCUGGUAACUGUCUAGCAUUGAUUACACAAUUCAAUUUUAAUAAAUUCAUUCUAGUUCAAUCUUCUCAGUGAGAUAAGUAUUAUGUUACCGAAUAUUAUAUGAUUUAUAUUCCUCUAUAACAAAAACUUGUCAGCUUAUUCUAUCCUUAACUAAUUUUUGUAGAGUGUUGUUUUGAAUGAAUUAAUAACAACUGUUCACUACUUUUCUAAAUGUUUAUCAUUUUUGUAGUGAUAAUUGUCAUUGAUAUAUAUAAUGUAAAAAUUUAAAUAAUUUAGUGUAAUUCGUAUUGUUCUUGUUAUUUCUCCAUUCCUUUUUUGUCUAGAUUGGAUUCUUCCCCAUGUCUUUUGUGACAAGAGAGCUAUCUGGAUGAUUAUACUGGAUUACUAUUUUAUUUUUGGAAAAUUUGUAUUCUUUUUUAAUCCACUUAUUUUGUGAACAUCUUUUUACCAAACCCACGUUUAUCCUAUCAGAAAUCUAUACAUACAACCCAGUGUAAACUGUGUAUUAACAGCGAUUUAAACAAUGAAUUUUUGAAUAAUUAUAACUUUCUUUUGUCACUAAUUUAUCG